This is a messenger RNA of Spodoptera litura, 931 nucleotides long. RefSeq lists its product as uncharacterized. The record is from RefSeq and is a predicted model, not a curated record. Lineage: Eukaryota; Metazoa; Arthropoda; Insecta; Lepidoptera; Noctuidae.
AGCAACGUCAUAACAACUGACAUUUGUGACAUUGAUAGUUCAACCAGUGUUGCCAACCACAAAAUAAAAAAUAACUAUACGUUUCAACAUACGCAAAUACAACUUUAUAAAUAUAUAAUGGAAGGUCAAUUUCAAAUAUUAUUUGACAAAAUGAAAAUUGAAAUUCAAAGCCAAACUACUGAAUUGAAGCAAUCUAUCACAAAAAGCAUUAUGGAUAAAAUUGAUGAUAAGCUAAUCCCUUUAGUGGAAGAAAACAAGAACCUGAAAAUAAGAGUAGAAAAACUAGAAAAAGAAAUUGAAGUCAUGAAAAGAGUGGAGAAGAAAAAUAAUAUCAUAAAAGAAAAUAAUAUCGUAGUAUUUGGCCUGGAAGAAAAAGAAACAUCAACUCUUGAAUUACUCCAAGAAUUUAAGAAACAUCUGAACCAAGACCUUAAUAUUAAAAUAGAAAACUAUGAAAUCAACAAAAUUCACCGCUUAGGUGCUAAAAAUAGAGAAAUUAACAAACCGAGACCGGUAUUAUGUUCGUUUGUAAACAAUUGGAGAAAAUACGAAAUUAUUAAAAACAAGAAGAACUUGAUUAAAAUUAAUAUCAGUGAAGAUUACUCAAAGGAAGUGUUGGAAAAGCGAAAAGGGUUACAAGCCAAACUAGCUGAAGAAAGGAAAAAAGGCAAUAUAGCGUAUUUGAAAUACGACAAACUCGUCGUUAUAGAGGGUAAAAUGAACCAAGAUAAACGAAAAAGGGAAGCAUCUACCUCACCUACUGCUUAUCACCCCUUGUCACCCAGUAACCAACCAAAAAAACAUCAGAUUAUAGCUUCGAUCAAGGCAAACAGAACAAAUGUUUUUGAUAUGAUGCGGGGUAGGUCCAACUCUCUAUCAAAUAUAUCUACCACAGAAAAACAAUAACAAUUAAGAAUCGGCAAACGGAAUC